AUGUCAAGAAGAUCAGGUAGAAGAUCAAUAAAUUCAGAUAAUAAAUCCUCAUCAUCAAUAAAUGGGGAUGAUAUGGAUUUAGAUGAGAAUAAUGAAUUAGAAAUUAAAAGAGAAUCACGAAGUAAUAGAAACAACCAUGGAAUAAAUUCAAAUGAAGAUGAAAAUAAUGAACUUAAUGUUGAAAAAAAUGAUGAUGAAGAGAAUCAAGGUAAUAACGAUUCAUCAAUUGAAGAUGAAGAAGAAGUCACAAGAUGUAUAUGUGGACAAGAUGAAUUACUGUCUAAUCUAAUAAAUCCAAAUUUAGCACAAUUAUUGAAAAAGGAAUACAAAAUAACUAUAGAUCAAGGAUUAUUUAUUCAAUGUGAGAAAUGUGGAGUAUGGCAACAUGGUUAUUGUGUAGGAUUAUAUGAAAAUGAAGAUGUACCAGAUAAAUAUUGGUGUGAAGAAUGUAAACCUGAAAAUCAUAUUUUAGUAAAUUAUGAUCCAUAUCUGAAAAGAACAUUAUAUAAAUCAGUUAAUGAUAAAAGGAAAAAAAUUGAAAAAUUUGGAGUUGAAAAUGAAGAUUUAAAAGAUAUUAAACCAAAUUCAAAUAAUAAUAGUAUUGAUAAUGAUAUAGAUGAUGAUAAUGAAAAUUCAAGACAAUCUAAGAGAAAAAGAAUUUCACCACCAGUUCAAUCUAAAGAUAAAAGAAAAGAAAGAAGGAUACAUCAUCAUCAUAAUGAAGAAGAUGAGUAUGAUAAACAAUUACAAAAAGCUUUAAGAGAAAGUGCAAAAGAAUCAGGGUUAGUGAUAGAUGAAAGUGAUGCAGAUAAUUUGUCACCUAGGAAAAGAAGUAGUAGAGCUUCAUCAUUAAACGCUUCAUCAAAUAAUUCAGAUUCUGCAAUUUCUAAAAAAUUUAAAAAGGAAAUCAAUGAAGAUGAAAAUGAAUCAGAUACAAAUAAUCAAAACAUCAAACCAAUAAAUAAUCAUAUAAAUGGCAGAAGGAAAACAGAAUACAAAAAAUCAAAAAGUAAACUAGCUAAAAAAAAAAGAGAUUUAACAUCUUCUUCAUCAUCUUCUUCCAAUUCAUCACAACAAAAAAAUCAAAAUCAUUCAAAUCAAAACAUAUCAUCACCUACAACAAAUACCGCAGGAUCUUCAUCAUCAAAUUCAACAACAAAUAAUCAUACAAUAAAUAAAGAUGAAAUUAUACAACAACCCUAUAAACCAAGAUAUGUAAGUAUAAAUUCUUCAAUUUAUGAUUUAAGAAAAAGAACAAGUGCAAUAAUUGAAUGGAUAUCAAGAACAAAACAAGAUUUAAUUGAAGAAAAAAAAUAUAAAUUUGAAUUAUAUUCUUUUACUCCAGAUUCUGAUUCAAUAAUUAAUGAAAAAAAACAAUUUGAAAUAAAAUUUAACGAAAAACUGGAAAUGAUUAAUAAUUUAAGUUCAAAAAUUAAUGAAUGGGAAUUAAAAUUUGGUAAAUAUGCUCCUUAA
Molecule: messenger RNA, 1473 nt
Organism: Lodderomyces pseudojiufengensis
Lineage: Eukaryota; Fungi; Ascomycota; Pichiomycetes; Serinales; Debaryomycetaceae
Exons: 1
Coding region: 1-1473 (490 amino acids)
Biological process (GO): negative regulation of silent mating-type cassette heterochromatin formation; negative regulation of rDNA heterochromatin formation
Cellular component (GO): Rpd3L complex; Rpd3L-Expanded complex
Source: RefSeq, a predicted model, not a curated record